Messenger RNA from Heteronotia binoei (common prickly gecko), 1619 nucleotides. RefSeq names its product HOP homeobox (gene HOPX). Gene Ontology annotation, biological process: cell differentiation; regulation of transcription by RNA polymerase II. Lineage: Eukaryota; Metazoa; Chordata; Lepidosauria; Squamata; Gekkonidae. Gene Ontology annotation, cellular component: nucleus. Gene Ontology annotation, molecular function: DNA binding. The record is from RefSeq and is a predicted model, not a curated record. The transcript has 2 exons. The coding region runs from base 58 to 279 and encodes 73 amino acids.
UCCUGCUGUCUUUUCCUGCAGCUCAUUAGCUCCCUGAAGCCAACACAAACAGAGAAAAUGUCCUCCGAGAAGGUUGCCAGUCCCACCGAGGAACAGCGAGAGAUCCUGGAGUUCAACUUCAACCGAGUCAACAAGCACCCCGACCCCACCACUCUUUGCCUGAUUGCUGCUGAGGCCGGGCUAUCUGAGGAAGAGACCUUGAAAUGGUUCAAGAAGCGUCUGGCGGAAUGGCGGCGAUCGGAAGGGCUCCCUUCAGAGUGUGGGUCUGUCAGAGACUGACUGGAAUUACCCCCCUCAGAAGUCAACCCUGGAAAAACUGAUGGCUGUCUCAAUUCAGUGAUGACUUUUGCUGUGGGAAGAGUGACUAUCUAAACUAAUGUGUUCUAUUAUUUAACCUGCUGCCUUAUUUAAAAUGUACAUAACCUAACGGGGCCAGGGGUGGGGGGAAUAAUUAUAUAAAAUGUUAUGUAUUGGCCAAGGAUGUGUAGAGCUUGGGAAGGAAUCCCUACAAACCCCAUUGGCUGCUUUUUAGAACGGCAGGGAAUGGUUGUACUGAAUAUUUCCUUCAACUGCUGGCAAAACUAAUACAAGACUAUAAAGAAAAUAUCUUUAUUUGCCGUCUACCAUCUAGAUUACUCCUAGAACUUGUCAGAGCAACAUCCAGAAAAUCAACUUAAUUCACAUCCUUGGCACAAUAUUCUCUGUCAGUUAUUUGUGUGCUAGGAGGCCUUAGCAAAUACAAGAAGGUUAGGUGUUGUCCAUAUUGAACUCCUAGCCUCUCUGACCAUGCAAACAUUACACUAUGUUAAUUGGGGUUGCCAGUUCAAAGUUGGGAAAUUCUUGAAGAUUUGGGGUGGGGUGUGUGUGUGGAGCCUGUGGAGGGUGGGGGUUUGAGGAGAGGAGGGGGCCUCACUAGGGUAUAAUGUCAGAGAGUCUGCCCUCCAAGGCAGCCAUUUUCUCUGGCGGAACUGAUUUCUGCAGUCUAGAGAUCAGUUGUAAUUCUGGGAGAUCUCCAGGCCGCAGCUGGAGGUUGGUAACUCCAGGGCUAGUGCACAAUAGGCUUAAGGCACUCUGAGCCCUGCUCCCUAAGACAGCAUUCAGUUGUAUGCACUGCAGCCACUGCCAGCUUGUUUCUUGCAGCUGGACCAUGCUAAGAAUUUCACCACAACAUCCGCAACAACAGGAGGGUCCCCAUCUCUGAGGGGGAUGAAACUAUCCUAGUGCUUUUUUCAAGCUUGUGCGAGGAGGAAAGAGCUGACUGGAACCACACGUUGAGGCCUCUUAGAUCCUAUGAGGAAGGGCUGGCUCUGAAGUGGCCGGCUGGUGUAUUCCUCCCACUCAGCUUCCUGUUCUUAGCCCAGCGGGCUUGGUCUCUUAACCUUGCCGUACCUUUCCCAUCUGGGUUGGCUUGGCACAAACAGGCCAGCAUGGAAAUAUGCACCUGUGCUAUUAGCCCCUUGGGUAUGGGAUGGCUCAUGCCUUUGUUGUAUCGGCCUCCAGCACAGCUGAAUGAGGAUUUGCAAACGCAUAUGCAUGGACACAUUUCCAAAGUUUCGCUACAUGAAAAAAUUAUUUUCUCCCAGCUAUGUUAAUAAUAAAGUCAGAAUGUUUUACUUAAA